AUGACUUCUUUGAUGCCUGUACGUUUUCAAGAACUCUUUUCUUUGAAAAAGGCUAAGAUCAAUCCUCGUAAUAUCUGUUUUGGAAAUGUGACUAUGGAAUCUGACAAGUACAUCGUCGUUAAAGAGGAAAGGAAUGUCGUUACUAUAAAUGUUGCUAACCCUGCUGAUUUUGUUAGAAAGCCGAUUAGUGCCGACUCAGUUAUGAUGCAUCCAACUUCGAGCAUUUUGACUAUUAGAUGUAAUGAUGAACCUGUUAAAAUGUUUGAUCGUGCACCUUUACAGAAUGGUGCAAUAACCUUUUAUCGAGCUACUUCUGAUGAAAAGUGUCUCGCACUUAUGGGACUUACUUCUGAUGAAAAGUUAACACUUUUGCGAUUUCCUUUAAAAGCUUUCCGAACUGAUGGGUCAAUACAAAUUUAUAACACAGAGACAAAGACCUCACAAAUAAUUGAGGCUCAUGCUGCUUGUUUUGUUCAAUUAAAAAUGGAGGGGAAUCCAAAUCCAAGUAGUCUCUUUUGUUUUUCUUUACGUAAUGCAGCUGGAGAAGGAAAGUUGACCAUUAUGGAAGUCUCACAAACUCCUCCUGGCAACAAGCCAUACUUAAAGAAAACUGUUGAUUUCGUUUAUCCUGCUUGUGCUACUUCAAACUUUCCUCUUACAAUGCAGGCGUCUUCAACUUAUGGAAUAGUGUACAUUAUUGACAGAUCUGGAUAUGUUUUUGUGUUUGAGAUUGAAACGGGCUGUUUGAUAUACACGGUUAACAUUUCGCCAACUAUAAUUUUUAUUACAACUGAACAUAAUAAUGGUUUUCUUGGAAUUAAUGGAGAUGGGCAGGUCCUCUCUUUUUGUGUGGAUGAAGAAACAAUUAUUCCUUACGCCACCGAAAAAUUAGGAAACCCUCAUUUGGCUCUAAAAUUGGCAUCUCGUUUAAACCUUCCUUUGGAGUCUUUGAGGGAAUUGAUUCGUGAACAGGCUCCGGCGUUGUCAAGUAUCGAAAGUUUUGAUGCUUCUGAUCCGUCACCACCGCAAAACAUAGAAACAAUUUCUGGUCGUUCUGAUUUAAUAGAUGCAACCCAAGCUGAGAGCAAGCAAAAAAUACAAGACGAAAAAUGUGCAAAGAAAAUACAUAACGAGCAAUUAGAGCAUAAACAAAAUGUUGGGGAAGACGAUUUGAAGACUUCUUUAAAGUCAAUGGGUGACGUUCUUCCUGAGCAGACCCCAAUGAGUUCCAGCAGCAGUGGAGAGGUUCAAAAUGAUAAGAAGGUAGUCAACCAAGCUUCUCUUGACAACGUUUUGGAUGAAGAAUUUUUACGCAAAUUCGAUUUUUUGAUCGAAAAUGAAGAUUACCAUGAAGCUUCAAAAAUGGCUGCAGCAGCUCCUCAAAAUACUCUUACAACGCUUUUAUUCCGAAAAUUUGAUUUAUUAGUCAAAAAUGGGAAUUAUACUGAAGCUGCAAAAAUGGCUUUAACAGCCCCACAAAAUAUUUUUAGAACACCCGAAACUCUACAAAAAUUCCAAAAAACUUAUCCUCUUCUUAAAUAUUUACAAAUUUUAUUAGAACAAGAUUCUUUAAAUAAAUGGGAGUCGUUGGAAAUAUGUCGAAUUGUUUUGGGCCAAAAACAACUUGUUGAAGAAUGGUUGUCUGAGGGAAAGUUGGAAUGUUGUAAGGAAUUGGGGGAUUUGGUUAAGCAAUAUGAUGUUGAACUAGCAUCAAAAAUUUAUUUUCGAGGAAGUGUGGAAGAAUGA
Meloidogyne enterolobii is the source of this 1746-nucleotide messenger RNA. The record is from the annotation of a GenBank genome assembly. Lineage: Eukaryota; Metazoa; Nematoda; Chromadorea; Rhabditida; Meloidogynidae.